Molecule: messenger RNA, 1962 nt
Organism: Gastrolobium bilobum
Lineage: Eukaryota; Viridiplantae; Streptophyta; Magnoliopsida; Fabales; Fabaceae
Product: MLO-like protein 11
Exons: 15
Coding region: 1-1671 (556 amino acids)
Biological process (GO): defense response
Cellular component (GO): membrane
Source: RefSeq, a predicted model, not a curated record
AUGGCAGAAAAUGUACAAGAAACACGGUCACUGGCCUUGACUCCUACAUGGUCGGUUGCCACUGUGUUGACUAUCUUCGUUGCUGUCUCUUUGCUUGUGGAGCGCUCCAUUCACCGUUUAAGCAAUUGGCUGCGGAAAACUAAUCGAAAACCCUUGCUUGCAGCUUUAGAGAAGAUGAAAGAAGAGUUGAUGUUGCUUGGAUUUAUAUCACUCCUAUUAACAGCUACGUCCAGCAUGAUAGCCAAUAUUUGCAUUCCAUUGAAGUUCUACAAUAGUGCUUUUUCUCCAUGCUCUAGAUCUGAGAUUGAUGAAGAAAUGCAAGAGAAUGACUCCAAAGAACGUAAAUUAUUGAUGGCUUCUGCUUACCCACGCUUACUUAGGAGGAUGUUGAAUGGAAUAAACAGAAACUCCUGCAGAGAGGGUUAUGAACCAUUUGUUUCGUAUGAAGGUCUAGAGCAAUUGCAUCGAUUCAUUUUUGUCAUGGCGGUAACACAUAUAUCUUACAGUUGCCUAACAAUGUUGUUAGCCAUUGUGAAGAUUCACAGUUGGAGAGUGUGGGAGGAUGAGGCUCACAUGGAUCGACACGAUUCAUUAAGUGAAAUUACGAAAGAGUUGACAAUGCAAAGGCAAUCAUCCUUUGUCAAUCCUCAUACGUCAAAUCCAUUGGUCAGAAACAGUUCCCACAUUUGGGUGACAUGUUUUUUCCGACAAUUUGGGCGUUCUGUGGUUCGUGCUGACUACCUUACGCUUCGCAAAGGCUUCAUCGUGAAUCACAACAUUUCAUUAAAAUAUGAUUUUCACAGCUAUAUGGUCCGAUCUAUGGAAGAGGAAUUCCAAAGGAUAGUUGGUGUGAGUGGCCCACUCUGGGGAUUUGUUGUUGCUUUCAUGCUUUUCAAUAUUAAAGGAUCUAAUCUCUAUUUCUGGAUAGCUAUCAUUCCUGUAUCUCUUGUUCUUUUGGUGGGAACAAAGCUACAGCAUGUUAUCGCUACCUUGGUAUUGGAGAAUGCAGGAAUUGCUGGUUUCAUCCCAGAAGCAAAGUUGAGGCCUCGUGAUGAGCUUUUCUGGUUUAAGAAGCCUGAACUUCUAUUGUCCUUGAUCCAUUUCAUUCUCUUCCAGAAUGCAUUUGAAUUGGCAUCAUUCUUUUGGUUCUGGUGGCAGUUCGGAUAUAAUUCCUGCUUUAUUAGGAAUCACCUCCUCGUUUAUUUAAGGCUAAUCUUCGGGUUUGCGGGACAGUUUCUUUGCAGCUACAGCACCUUGCCACUCUAUGCACUCGUUACACAGAUGGGAACAAACUACAAGGCAGCAUUAAUACCACAGAGGAUAAGAGAGACAAUUCAUGGAUGGGGGAAAGCAGCUAGGAAGAAGAGAAGACAUGGAAUGUUCACUGAUGACUCUACCAUUCAUACAGACACAAGCACUGUUUUGUCUAUUGAAGAAGAUGAUCAGUUAAUUGAUAUCCCUGGAAAUGUCACUGACCUUGCCACAGGCACUGAAGUAGAAUUGCAACCAGUUACAACUCUUGCAUCUACCCCUUCACCUAAUGCUAAUGAAGCUUCAAGUAGGGCCGUUACACCCCUCCUUCGACCCUCUGCUUCAAUAUCUUCAUCAGUACCAUUCAGUUCUAGAAUAGAAGCAAUUUCAAGAUGCUCCUCUAUGCCAAGUGGAAGAUAAUUAUGAGCAAUGGAAGAAAAUGAUCUCAAUGAUGAAAAUGAAACAAGUUAUAUGGUAAAUUGGUAAAGUUGGCUUUUGUGUAAUUAUCAGAAGCUGUACAAGGAUUAGUUCCCUUGAAAAGCUAUGUAAGGUAACAAUGCUUUUCGCCAUAGCUAAUAUAUGCGGGGACAAUUGUAGAAUGGGGAGACAUUUGUCUCUUGAUGCUAAGCUGUAACCUUGGAGUAUGGACCAAGUAUAUUGUAAAUUUAACCUUUUAGUUUUUGAAAUGAUGUAAAACUAAACUUAAAGAAU